ACAAUUAUUUAUAUUUAUUUAGAUGUAACGGGCUGAUGAAAUGGCAAUAGUUCCAUGCUUGCAAAAGAAUCCCAUAUCAAAACUCCAGGAGUUUGCCCAGCAGGGGCGAAUUUUUUCCCCUAAAUACGAAGAUUUGUCCAGUACAGAAGGGAAACCAGGAUGGAAGUUCGUUUAUCAAGUCUACACUCGUUCAAAAGUACCUGCAAACAAUGCAAAUUGUCUUUACUCUCAGCUGGGGUAUGAUCAAUUCUAUGGUUAUGGAAACUACAACUAUAGAGACUAUUCUUGCAAAGGAUAUGGUUCAUCAAAACGAGAGGCUAAAACCAAUGCAGCUGCUAAGCUUUUCAGUGAGUUGUGUGGGGUGAAAAAGCCUCUUUCAUCUAGUUACACACUACAUGAAACUGGUGGUCAAGAUGUAGCAGAGUGUAAGAAAAACCCAAUCAGUAUCAUACACGAGUACACUCAGAGGAAUUCUUUGGAGCUCACAUUUUCAGAUGGAAUUGAGCAAGGCAUGUUUAGUUGUAAAGUUAAAGUUGGUGCUAUGGAAAUGACUGGACUAGGGAUGAACAAGCGUGCUGCAAAGAGUUCUGCUGCAGUCAAAAUGAUGGAAGUUUUACAAAAAUUGAAGGAAGGAGAACAGGGGACCAUGAAACCAUUAAAUAUCAAUGAGCCACCAUCAACCAAGACCAGAAACAACCGAAAGAAGAAAAGUGGCCCUAAGACAACUAAAGAUAACCAAACUACAAAUGAAAACGAGGAGGAGAAAGAAAAGUUUGUUCUUCCUACAAUUGAGGUGUCUUCAGGGAAACACCCCAUAUCCUUGCUUCAGGAGUUUUGUCAGAAGGUUGGCCUCGAAGUACCAGUCUAUGCGAGAAAGGGGAUAUUCCACACUAAGUUAUCACGAAAUAGGAUCCAGAAUUUUGACAUGUUUGUGACAAUAAAAGUUGGAGGAAAAGAACACUUUGCCUCAGGUUGCGGAACUACCAUCAAAGCUGCAAAAGCCCUAGCUGCCAACAACAUGAUAAAGCAAAUAGAGAACAUACGUGAUGAGAUUCAAGCGACAAUAAAAGACAUGAAACCUGUUAAAGCCGCGACCACACCCAGCCCAACUUUAAAUUCAGAGCCCAAAACAGAAAAGAAUAAGAUUCACGAGAUAGAUCCUCAGAGUCAGAUGAAUCCUCUAGCUCUGGUCAACCAGCUGUUUUCUCCUGAGAUCACAGUUGAAGAAACGCCAGACAAACCCGAUCACAGAAAGGAGUUUGUAGUGACUCUGAAAAUAAACGAGGAGACGUACAAAGGAACGGGAAACAGCAAGAAGAAAGCGAAAGUGAUCGCUGCUGCUGCAUGUUUGGAAGAGAAAGUUGGACAUUGCCAAUACAACACGGUCGCAAUGGCCCAGUCCUGGAAUGCAGACGACUUCACCCCCUCCGAGCUGGGUUUCGCUAAAACAGUAGCUAAUCUUGUGCAGCAGAAGUAUGAUCUGGUCAGUAAAGAUGUUCAGGAUCAUGAGCAGAAGAGGAAAGUUCUCUCUGGCAUCCUCAUCAGAUCCUGUGAUAAGACUGAUGUAAGCGGUAUAGACGACCUACAAGUACUAGUAGUAGCAACAGGUACCAAAUGUGUGGACGGUUCCAAGCUCUCUUCUAACGGACAGGCCCUGAAUGACAGUCACGCUGAAGUACUGGCUAGGAGAGCCUUUAAGAGGUUCCUGUUGGAGCAGGUCAAGAGGUUCCAUAAUCAGGAGAGCAGUAUUCUGAUCAAGAGUGAAACUCCUCCUUUCUUACUCAAAAUCAAACCAGGUCUCUCAUUCCAUCUCUACAUCUCCACCUCUCCCUGUGGUGAUGCGCGCAUCUACAACAUGGCGAGCCCAGGAGAGAACGCUGCAACAGAGAACAAACAAGCACGUGGGGUACUGCGCAGUAAGAUAGAGUGUGGGGAAGGUACAAUACCUGUCAAUAACAUGAACUCAGUACAGACGUGGGAUGGGGUGCUUGCCGGGGAGAGGCUGUGCACUAUGUCUUGUUCUGAUAAGUUAGCUAUGUGGAAUAUAGUUGGAUUACAAGGAGCAGUGUUGACUCACUUUAUGGAGCCAGUAUAUUUUGACACUGUGAUUAUUGGGGGCUGUUUCAGCUUGUACCACAUUACUCGAGCACUUGUGAACAGAGUACAGAGUUGUGAAGGAUUGCCGGACUCUUACGCCAUGCACAAACCUCUCAUUCUACCUGUAUCUCAACAGGGUCAGAGGAUUCCGUCUAAAUCAUCGGGUUACUCCAUGAACUGGAUCUUAGGAGAGGGCUCUGUUGAAGUGACCAAGACAAACUCUGGAAAAUGUGUAGAUGACAGUGUCAGCCGGCUCUGCAAGAGUUCACUUUUCACAAAGUUCCAUGAAGUUUGUGAGAUAGUUGCUUCCAACAAACCCUACGCCGGAAGAAUGUACCUAGAGAUAAAGAAGGAUGCCAGUAACUACCAGCAAGCUAAGAAAAGCGUUGUUGACAACUUCAAGAAGAGUGGACACGGCAACUGGAUCGGGAAACCGAUUGAGCAGGAUAUGUUCGGUGUUUAAACGCUUAUCAGUGUUAUCUCGACUAGACAAGAUCUCCUACUUUAAAUCUUAUCUCACAUAUAUUAUCUUAUCUUGCAAACUUUUAAAUGAAAUAAACU
This is a messenger RNA of Bolinopsis microptera, 2658 nucleotides long. RefSeq names its product double-stranded RNA-specific editase 1-like. Bases 41 to 2560 code for a protein of 839 amino acids. The transcript has 15 exons. Gene Ontology annotation, cellular component: cytoplasm; nucleolus. Gene Ontology annotation, biological process: adenosine to inosine editing; RNA processing. The record is from RefSeq and is a predicted model, not a curated record. Lineage: Eukaryota; Metazoa; Ctenophora; Tentaculata; Lobata; Bolinopsidae. Gene Ontology annotation, molecular function: tRNA-specific adenosine deaminase activity; double-stranded RNA adenosine deaminase activity; double-stranded RNA binding.